Messenger RNA from Hirsutella rhossiliensis, 3942 nucleotides. RefSeq names its product PIF1-like helicase domain-containing protein. NCBI's taxonomy places the organism in Eukaryota, Fungi, Ascomycota, Sordariomycetes, Hypocreales, Ophiocordycipitaceae. The record is from RefSeq and is a predicted model, not a curated record. The transcript has 17 exons. Bases 1 to 3942 code for a protein of 1313 amino acids. Gene Ontology annotation, molecular function: DNA helicase activity. Gene Ontology annotation, biological process: telomere maintenance; DNA repair.
AUGCCUGGCGCGCAGGAGCCUGUCGCCGGCGAUCCACCUUCACAGUCGCCUUGGCUGCGAGCACAUGUUCCCGAUGAGCUCAAGGGACUGACGCCGGUCGAAGAGAAGCUCAUCUCGCUGAACUCAUGUUACGGGCAUGUCAGGGGCCACAUCACAGUGUUUCCGAACAAUGUGCAGGAGCUGGCCACCAAAGUGCUCCCGCACCCCCUUUUGCAAGCACUGGACGAGAUCCACAUCUCGUGGCAGGGCGCGGAGAAGCCGGCACCGAGCGACCUGUCGAGUCUCUUGUCGGUGAGGCGGCGGGUGGUCGAGAGGGCCCUUGUCUGGCUGAAGCGGAACAACCCCCACUACGCCGAGAUCGAGAUCGACGCGGCGGAGAUGGAGAGCUGGGGAGACUCGAUACACGGGGUACCGUCGUCGGUGUGCGAUCGUAUGGAGCGGAACGAGCCGUCUGGGUGGGAGAAAGCGCGGACGGCGCACGUUGUGCCGCCCACGGAACGCGCCGUGGACGAGGAGGGCCGGUGGAGAUCGAGGAGCUCUUCGCCCUGCUCAACCAAGGACAAGAAGCCGGCGGCCAGGGUGAAGGUCACGGGCCCAACGGAGAAGGCGCGUUUGCCUGUGACGCUGUUGGUGAAGGUGCCGACGACGGCCGUGCGGGCCGAGAGCGUCGGGUCCCUAGCCGGGGUUCGGGGCGUGGCGACGGUGGUUGUGAGCCAUACAUCCGGGUUUCGCGGGGGUGAGUUUACCGAUUCCUUUGAGGCGUCCUUCUUUGCCAGGACGUUCCCGACCCUGUUCCCAUUUGGCGUUGGGGACCAAGAAAGGCUAGCGGCGGCGAGGGUCGAGUUGGAGAGCUCGGGUAAGACGACCGAUGGUGACGUGAAGGAGCUUCUCAGGAGCCUCUCGCUUUACGGCCACCGGCAGCCCAUGUCGAGAGAGGUCCGUCUCAAUAUGCGGCGGAAAAUCCAGUCGCUCAUCGUCGGAUAUGGCGUGCCGGCCAUCUGGUUCACCAUCAACCCGAACGACAUUACGAACCCGGUGAAGCUGCGACUGGCGGCAUACCGCACACGCGAUCCCGACGCGGCCGAGGAGUUCUUAGAAGGCCUUGGGGAUGCGUAUAAGCGGGCACGGCUGGCGAUAUCGGAUCCCAUGAGCUCGGCCGUGUUCUUCCACCGCGAGAUGAAGCUGUUCUUCGAUCAUUACGUGAAGGUCGGUGAAGAGUCGGUAUUCGGGCGCAUCGGCAAGUACUAUGGCGCCGUGGAGACGAACGAACGAGGGCGCUUCAUGUUCACGGCUUGCUCUGGCUGCACGGGAACGCGCAUCUCAGCUCGAUGCUUGCCGACAUCCACGGGGAGGAUCAGGCGGCGUAUCGCGAGCGAAUCGUCCGAUACAUCGAUAGCGUCUUCUCAGAGGAUCUGGACCAGGAAAGUUUUGCGCCGUGCAAGCGGAGCGAUCUGUGACGGGCGGUAUUGGUUCCUGCUGGACAACGCCGCGCAGUUCUCGGCCGCGUUUAUCGAGGAGGCCAACUUCUGUGCCGGCGCGACGCAGGAGGGCGGAAGGGGACCUCUGCCGGUUCAAGGCGCCAUGGAGAUCCGGAGGACACACAGCAUGGUCAAUCGAUGGAACGAGGCUAUUGCUGUCGGGCUCCGGCACAACCAUGAUAUUUCCUUCAUUGCGACGCAGCGCAAGACAAUGGCCCUCAUCUAUUAUGUCACGAACUACGCGACCAAGGUGGAGGACCCGGUGUGGAAGCGUGUGGCGGCCGCGGCCGAGCUCCUGGCCGCCUCAACAGGGAACAGGACGCGACAGUUCCUGAUGAGAGUGGCGAACCGCGUGUUCACGGAGCGUCCGCUAUCACAGGUCGAGGUCGUCGCUCACCUUCUCGGAUAUCCGGCCGAGUUCACCGACAGCAGCGCGUGGGCGUACCUGAACUGUUCUCUGCUGUACUGGGAAGUCUUUCGGCGAUGGCGGCAUCUCCGAGAAGCCAGUGGCGCUGCGGCUACGGAUGACACCUUGGAUGAGUCGGUGCUCAGGCGGCCGGGCAAGCACGCUACCGUCUGCCUCGACGGCUACCUGAGCAAGGACUUCACCUACGAUGACGAGUCGUGCUACCGGAGGGCAGCCGUGCAGCAUCUUGCGCUGUUCGUGCCGUGGAGUCCUUCCUGGGCGAAGGAACAGCUGCUUCGACGAUCCGCCGAAGACGCAAAACGCGACGCCAAGCAAUGGGCAGCCUCGUCCGGCGAUGGCGACCCGACGGUCGCACACGUCGAGGAGGGUGGAGCAGGCGAGGCGGGCGCGGAGUCUGCAGCGACAUAUCAGCCCAACAGCAUCGGAGACGCAACGCGGCUCAUCGACGUCCAGCUCUGUCGGUUUCAGCAAUCGGCGCUGCGCUCGACGGCCGAGCUCGAGGCCACGGCGCUGAUCGAACGAGGAGAGGCGGUUAAGCAUGCCAGGGCGGGUAUUUUCCGGGGCCGCACUACCGCCGCAGGAUCAGGUCAAGGCUAUCAAGUCGCAGCAGCGAUCGCCGCGCAGCGUGCGAAGGGUGAUGACCGGUUUCGGGAGGACGAGGUCGAAAUGACGAUGGCCGACUCCGACGAGACCGCUAUCGACGCAGGGGCGGGAAUGGACGUUCAGUUUGGCCCAUCAACCUCCUUCCUCGCGGCGGGCAAGGUGUUGGCAACACGGCUGACGCUGAACAAGAGGCAGUCCAUCGCUUUUCUGAUAAUAUGCCGCCAGCUCGAUUUGAUGCAGCAGACCGACGGGGCGAUGCCUGCCAGCUGCGCCAGUUCGUCGGCGGAGCGGUUCAUCCACGGCCAGUCUCGAAUGGAUUGGCAGGAGAAGGAUGUGCUCGUCAUCGACGAGGUGAGCAUGCUCGGGGCGCGGACGCUGCACGCCGUGAACGAGCGGCUUCGCCGGCUUCGCGGAUCGCGGCAAGAUUUCGGGGGGAUCCCCAUCGUCCUCUUCUGCGGAGAUUUUCAGCAGUUCCGGCCGGUCCAAGAGAGGUCGAUCGUCCUGCCUAGCGCGGCCAUCUCGUGGGACGUAGACAACUCGUUCAAGGCCGAGCAGCGUCACCAGCACGACAAAGCGCACGCACUGUGGAAGAGGUUCACGACGGUCGUCAUGCUGGACGAGCAGAUGCGCGCCGCCGGCGACCCGGAGCUGCAGAGGCUGCUGAAGCGGAUCCGUCUAGGCGUGCAGGAUCGGACGGAUCUAAACCUCCUCAACUCAAGGAAUCGGUGGAACCUGAACAUGGAGGCGAGCCUGGCGUUCCGGGUCCAGCAGCGGUCGACGAUGCGCAUUUUCAUCUCCGAGCACAAGUGGAAGGAGGAGCUGCCGACGGAGGAAGAGGCGAUCAUGAUACUCAACCAGGGCGACGAUAGCGCGAUCCCGGUGCCGGCCGUCUUCAUGUUCGUGGCCGGGAUGCCCAUCGUCGUGAACCACAACACCCACCAGGGGCUGAAGCUAGUGAACGGCGCGAGCUACUCGGCGGUGGAGGUCAUUGUCGACAAGGCGUACCCGGGGCAUCGGAUCUCGGCCGAUAUGACGAUCCACUUCGGGCCGCCGGCGGGGAUCAUUCUCGAAUCGGAGACGACGAGAUAUCUCCACUUCUGCCAGCGAAAAAGGCCGUGGCAACGCAACGACGUCAGCCGAAAGGGUUUGCCGUGCGCAGCAGCGUUCGCGUGCACGGACUACAAGGUGCAGGGCAAAACGCUGGAGCGCGUGGCCUCGAGCUGCGAGGACACGGACGACGAAGAUGGAUGGAACGGUGGUGCCCUCGCAGUGCGACCCGUACGGCCUGUGCGGGACAGAGACUUGGUGGGCAACCGGGUCCCCGAGGAGAUGACUGCCGCACAGGCCAGGCUCGAGGUACUGAGCGAGAGGACCGUUGAGGAGGCGUUGCGCUGGCUGGACGGUGAUGCUGAAGAGUCAAGGCGGCCGCGCUAG